GUCGAUUGUAACCCUGCAAAGAUCGAUGAUGGCGCCGUAAUGUGUGUACAUGUUAACAAAAAGGUCUUCAACUCAAGACUUCUUGGCUCCGAUACCACGAUAAAUUUAUAUGCACCAAACCCGAAGCUUAAUCCCGUGAGAAAGCCAUCAAGCAGCUGGAGCUAGGAUCAUAUCAUCAUCAUCAUCAUCAUCCAAUGCUUCCAUCAUCCAUGGCGAGGAAGCGCAAGGCCUCCGACGCCGACAUCGACAUCGCCGCCGUGAUCUCAAAUAAUAAUAACCGGUCACCGCCGCUUCUCCCUCUCCCUUUACCACCGCCACCGUCAUCGACGGUGGACGCCUGGACGACAUCGUCAGCUAGGCAGCAGCAGCAGCAGCAGAGGGGCCGGAAGCGGUUCGUCGGCGUCCGGCAGCGGCCUUCGGGGCGGUGGGUGGCGGAGAUCAAGGACACGAUCCAGAAGAUCCGCGUGUGGCUCGGCACCUUCGACACCGCCGAGGAGGCCGCCAGGGCCUACGACGAGGCCGCCUGCCUCCUCCGUGGCGCCAACACGCGCACCAACUUCUGGCCACGCCCCUCGCCGCCGCCCAUCGCCGCCGUGCAGCAGCUUCAGGUCCAGCAGCAGCAGCAGCCGGCGCCGGCCAUGGCGCCGGCGUUGCCGUCCAAGGUCUCCAACCUGCUCCUCCUCCGCCUCAAGGCCCGCAACAACCAGCAGCAGCAGCAGCUCCUCCUCGACGCCUCCACCGCGCCGCCGCUGCAUCACCAGCAGCAGAAGCAGGAAGCUUAUGGCCAUGGCGGACGCGACGAGGAGUACGGCGGCUUCCACGUGGACGACUUCUUGAGCGACGAGUGCAACAACGACUCGCCGGAAAUGGAGGAAGAAGGAGAAGAUGAAGAAGAAGAAGAGGAAGAGCUAGACUUUCAGUUCAUGGACGCCCCAUCUCUGUCGUCGACGGCGGCGGCGGCUGACAGCGAUCUCUGCUCCCCUUUCGAGAUGCUCGGUGGCACGGUGCCGGUGGAGGCGGCUGACCAUGACGGCCACGGCCAUGGCGACGGCGGCUGUGACGGCGAGCCAGUGUCGGCGGUGCAGGAGGCGAUGAGGAGGAUGGACUACGAGAGGAAGAUCUCCGCGUCGCUCUACGCGCUCAGCGGCGUGCCCGAGUGCCUCAGGAUGCGCCUUGGCACCGGCACCGGCGUCGCCGCCGCGCGUGAGCAGCUCUCCGGCCUCCGGGAGGCGUGCCGGAAGAAGCAGCAACUGGCGGUGCAAGAACCAGCUGCUCCUGCUGCUGCUGCAGAGGAUGAUGGUAAAGCUUCAGGCCAAGAGGAGUAUUCAGGCAGCAGCAGCAGCAAUAGCGCGCCAGAGGCGGCGAGCUCAUCGUCGUCGACAGAGGAAAACGGCGGCGACGGCGAUGUGCUGCUGUGGAGCUCCCUGGAUCUGGCACCAAUCUGCUACAUGACAUAGGUUUAUUUUGAUUCUGAUCACCUUGAAUUGUUGCUGAGGUUCAUGGUUAUUUGCAGCUUAGGUUGUGUGUGGUAUUCGUUGUAUGUUACUACAUGCAUGGCAGAUGGCUCAUAUGAGAAGCCCCCCUGGCCAUGACUUGCUUGAUUACCAAUUUAUUUUGAGAAAACAGCUUAAUAACGGCAGAAGCAAACUUUCAUGGCCCUCUGGGCCCACAUGCCAGUCGGUCAGCAAGCAGCAGAAAUUUUUGCGAGGAUUUCUCCGUUGGGAAGUUUCAGAACAUUCAGAGUUCAAGUAUAAUGGAGAACUCAUUCUGAUACCGGCUAAUGCCUUCUAAGGUUGCCAACCUGUUCACAUAUGGUUCCGUGUUCUUUCAUGUGUUUUCUAGCUUGGACUUUGAAUUCUUCAAGUUCUAUGAUGAAUGAAUGAAUCAAGUCAGUUCUCUGGGCUAUAGGGCCUUUGAUCAUAAGAAAAAGGAAGAAAAAA
Messenger RNA from Brachypodium distachyon (stiff brome), 1940 nucleotides. RefSeq lists its product as uncharacterized. The coding region runs from base 195 to 1457 and encodes 420 amino acids. The transcript has 3 exons. Gene Ontology annotation, biological process: regulation of DNA-templated transcription. Gene Ontology annotation, molecular function: DNA-binding transcription factor activity; DNA binding. The record is from RefSeq and is a predicted model, not a curated record. NCBI's taxonomy places the organism in Eukaryota, Viridiplantae, Streptophyta, Magnoliopsida, Poales, Poaceae.